Molecule: messenger RNA, 1884 nt
Organism: Mycena indigotica
Lineage: Eukaryota; Fungi; Basidiomycota; Agaricomycetes; Agaricales; Mycenaceae
Product: MYND-type domain-containing protein
Exons: 3
Coding region: 1-1884 (627 amino acids)
Source: RefSeq, a predicted model, not a curated record
AUGGACCACGUAAUCACUCCUACCUUCCCCGAGAAACAUCUCCCGCGACUCAGCUGUGUUGCCUACAUCAUUCUGGACCCAUCAACAAUCUCCAAAUUUCUCCUGCAGGUCGACGAUUUGGACCGUGAGGCGAACAGCAAUGCGCUGGCCAUUGCGCAUGAUACGAUAGCACGCGCAAUGCGAACCAUUACCUUGGCUGGACUGUUGGCGAAUCCCACGGUCGGCCCCGACGAGCGCGCCCCAAUAGCGGUCCUCCAGGAGCUGUGGCCACGUAUUUGGGAGUGGAUAUGUUUUCACGACAACUUUCGUGACCAUGACAUCUUUGACUUCGGGAAGCCCGCUGUGGCGAUGUACCAUGCGCACGUCUGCAUGAUCCAUACACUCGUCCGGCACUCAGCCUUGAAGGCUCAACUUUACGCAACUCCGGGACUGUGGGAGUUACUUGGUCGUGCCUGGGCGAUUUUCGUCGAGACGAGGGAGUACAACGGUCAGGGAAUUAUACAGCUGGCCGAAAUCAUUCUUUGGCACUCUUCAAGCAUUGCCGAGUCGGUCUUGGACGAUUCGCGUGUCGUCAAUGACCUCGUUGCUGGAGUCGGCGGAUUACAAGAGCUUGCCCGCAUUUGCGUGAAGAGUCUCGACACGACUUUCCCACACGACCCAUCCCUACAGUUACCUCUCACUCCACUAGCACAGGCCACGGCCUCGACCGUGCUCACUUUACUGAAAUGCCACCCUCUUCAUGAAAGCACGGUCUUCCAUAAAACAUUGAGCGAGCUUGGAGCUGUCGCGCCACUCGUUCGUGUUCUUCUCCGUGUGCUACACGAGUACCCGGUCCCUCGGACCCGCGUCAACGAACGAGGGAUCAUUUUCGCGACUUUCUCCGCUCUGUUCCGUGCUGUUUUAGCUAUAAACGAGAGCGAUCCGGUCCCUGGUUAUCUUGAGGCGCUGAAGGCAGGCCUGCUCCCCGCGAGCCACAACUUUUACAGUGGCAUCGAGCCAGAGGAACAUGUUGCACAUCUGCCGGCUCUCCUGUUCAGCACCCACAUUAUGACUUCGCCCCUCAUUCUCGAGGAAUUGAGCAAAUGGGAUCUCAAAAAAGUCGAAGACACCUCCGGUUUCGUCGAUCCCGCCCUGGCGGAGGCGUGGCGCAACGUUUAUACUCUGAUUGAGUCACGAUUGACUACGUUUUCCGCCCACAAUGUGAUGCGAGGGUCUGUCCGUCGAGGAUGUUCCAAUCCGAGAUGCGAAGAACUCCAUCCGCGGGAGGUCAUGAAGUGGUGCACGCUCUGCCACUUGACGCAAUACUGCUCGAAGGAUUGUCAACGUGAAGAUUGGCAUGCCCGACACACCAUAUACUGUGAUGCGCCGGUUUUUGACGACAUUGAUCCCGGACGAAUCUAUAGACGCCGGCGUUCAUUCAUGCGGUCGUUGUUGAAUGAAGAGUACACCAAACAUGAGGAAGACAUUGCGCGCCAGCUACUCCAGUUCUUCAUCGUACACCGAGAACAUGCGACCCCAUAUGUUUUAUUCAGCUACACGGAAGUCAACACGCCGAACUGCGAGGUGACUGUUGGUGCCAUCACACAACACAAGUCGCUGGUCUCCACAUAUCGCGAGGACAUGGACCGCGCAAUGUGCAGUGAUGGGCGGUAUCACCUCCACUUCCUUACGCUACCUGGGCGCCCAGACGCUCCCGACCGCUGGAUGUUCUACCCGUUUCAUUCGGUUGUAGGGGUGCUUGAGCCGGGGCUGCGGCGGCUUGCGGAGCGGGUGAAGCAGGAGAACACUAGCACUGGAGCGGAAGUGGACACCGAGGGUUAUGCGGAGGAAAUACGUCGUUUGUUGGAGCAAGAGCGUGGGGAGGGCGGCUUGCAAACCCACUAA